This is a messenger RNA of Acaulospora morrowiae, 357 nucleotides long. The record is from the annotation of a GenBank genome assembly. NCBI's taxonomy places the organism in Eukaryota, Fungi, Glomeromycota, Glomeromycetes, Diversisporales, Acaulosporaceae.
AUGCGCCAGAAACAUAUACAAGCUCUGUCCGAUCUUAACGAUCGGAUAACCAAUGUUAAUAUGGAAUUGAAUGAAGUAGAGGUCACUAUCAGUGCGAUCAAUAAAGAACUCUUUGAGCUCGAAAAAAAGAGUGAUAGCGAACGCGACGAUGAUGAAAACGACGGGAUAUCAAUUGAAAAUGUGAGUGAAGAACAACGUACUUUGGAGUCUGAGUCAUUGAUGCCAACCUUAGCUCGUUUGUAUAGAAAAGCAAUCCAUACUAAGGUACGCACAAAACAUGGAAAUCAAGAUGAGAUUCGGUACUGGUACCAUUAUGAAAAGGAGUACGAAAACAAAGUACGGGAUCUUAAACGAUAA